AUGAGCGGGUUCCCCGCGGCGGCGCAGCCGGACAUGAUUCGCGCCGUCCAAAAGGAUGAGGUCUACGUUCGGAUGCUGCGCGACGCGAUGCUGGACACCGCUCGGCGCUGUUUCAACGCCCGGACGGUGGUCAGGCACCAGCAGCACGUCGGCGUGCUCGCCACGCUCUGGUACCACGGCCUCACCACCGGUUGCGGAUGGCAGACGCUCGGCGAGGAAUACACGGACCUGUUUCAGUGCACAUCCGACGGAGCGUUCCCGGGCGCCGCGCGCCGGUGGCUCCUCGUGCUCCUUGAGGCGCUCACCCCGCCGCUCAUGGAGCGCGCGAGGGUGCACGCGAGGCGGAUAUCGACUCGACGCGAACGCGAAAGGGACGAAGCGUACGAGCGAAGAAGGCGAGAAAACGGUGACGCCCGUUCGGGAGGGAGGAACGCGUCGAGCGACGGAGGAGAAGACGACGCACCUUCAACAAUGUUCAACACGGUUCAAAACGCGUUCAACACAGACGCCCUGUGGGAUGCGCACAGGCUCCGCGCGGUCCUGGGCAAGGCGGCGGCGAAACUCGCGAGAGCCGCGGACGACGCCGCGCUGGCGCUGUUCCAUCCGCCGCCAGCUGUGGGGUCGACCGACACAGCUGGCACAGCUGGCGGCGCCGAGCUCACCGACCCAACGCGGGGUUUCCUCACCAGGCUGCACCUCGCGGCGUUCUACGCCCGGGGGCACCACUACCAGGUCACGAAACGCGUCGCGGGGGUGCGGUACGUGUUCGCCGGUCACGUCGGGCCCGAGGGCAGACCGGCGUACGGCUUGUUGGGCGCUUUUCUCGCCGCGAGGUUAGCGGCGACGGCGAUUGGCGCGGCGGCGUCGGCGAUGGCCAAAAAGGACGCGGGCGGCGCGCGGGGGGAUGGCGCGGGGGUGGCGUCGGGCGGGGGGUUCGUGGUGCGCGGCCCCGACGGCGAUGAGAUUGGCGGAGGUGGAGACGCAGCGGCGGUGGUGGGCGGCGGCGGCGAGGGCAAAAAGUGCGCGCUGUGUCUGUCGCCGCACGAAGCAGCCACCGCCACGCCGUGCGGGCACGUGUUCUGCUGGGACUGCGUGGCGAGCUGGUGCGCGCAGAAGCCGGAGUGCCCGCUGUGCAGGGCGCCGUCGAGGCCGCAGCAGCUGGUGAGGUUGGGGAACAUGGCGCUUUGA
Micromonas commoda is the source of this 1188-nucleotide messenger RNA. RefSeq names its product peroxisomal protein importer family (gene PEX10). Lineage: Eukaryota; Viridiplantae; Chlorophyta; Mamiellophyceae; Mamiellales; Mamiellaceae. The transcript has 2 exons. Gene Ontology annotation, molecular function: zinc ion binding. Gene Ontology annotation, biological process: protein import into peroxisome matrix. Bases 1 to 1188 code for a protein of 395 amino acids. The record is from RefSeq and is a predicted model, not a curated record. Gene Ontology annotation, cellular component: peroxisomal membrane.